Messenger RNA from Staurois parvus, 244 nucleotides. Lineage: Eukaryota; Metazoa; Chordata; Amphibia; Anura; Ranidae. The record is from the annotation of a GenBank genome assembly.
AUGGGGCACUAUUCCCCCCACUGACACCAACAAUGGGGCACUAUUCCCCCCACUGACCCCAACAAUGGGGCACUAUUCCUCUCACUAUGACACCAAUGAUGGGGCACUAUUCCUCCUACUGACACCAAUGAUGAGAACUAUUCCUCCCAAUGGCACCAACAAUGGGGCGCUAUUCCUCCCCCUAAUCUCAAAGAUAGGGCAUUGUUCACACUCACUGAUGCCAGGACAUUUUCUUCUCCCACUU